Molecule: messenger RNA, 345 nt
Organism: Knipowitschia caucasica
Lineage: Eukaryota; Metazoa; Chordata; Actinopteri; Gobiiformes; Gobiidae
Source: the annotation of a GenBank genome assembly
AUGAGCCUUGAGCUGCUGCUGCUACGACUAAAUUAUACUUACGGCCCCCACCCUUUGCCUCGCGCACACACACACGGCUCCCAGGCCCCCCAUCUCUCUCCCCCGUACAGCGCUCACUCGCUCGCCCAGGUGCUGAUACAAGCAGAAAUCCUCCACGCCCCAUCGCCCCCACAACACAAACACACACCUCUGCAGACUGCACCUCCAGCGAGCGCGAGCCGGGAGGAGGCACAAAUCAGCCUCACCUCUGUUUGCUGCGUUUGCACGGAGCUCCGCCACAGAGGCCGGAGCUGCAGUGCUGUGAUGCUCGCAACUAUGUGUGGUUUCUGUAGAAUUAAGGAGUGA